Messenger RNA from Solanum verrucosum, 760 nucleotides. RefSeq names its product probable calcium-binding protein CML13. The transcript is spliced from 2 exons. Lineage: Eukaryota; Viridiplantae; Streptophyta; Magnoliopsida; Solanales; Solanaceae. Bases 39 to 482 code for a protein of 147 amino acids. The record is from RefSeq and is a predicted model, not a curated record. Gene Ontology annotation, molecular function: calcium ion binding. Gene Ontology annotation, cellular component: myosin II complex.
AAAAGAAAAAGAGAAAGACAAAGAAGACGAAGAGCACAAUGGGGAAAGAUCUGAGCAACGAUCAAAUCUCCUCCAUGAAGGAGGCAUUCACUCUCUUCGAUACCGACGGCGACGGCAAAAUCUCACCGUCGGAGCUAGGUAUCCUAAUGCGUUCACUUGGAGGUAAUCCGACUCAAGCUCAACUCAAAUCAAUAAUCGCCGAAGAAAAACUCACAUCGCCGUUCGAUUUCAACCGGUUUUUGGAACUCAUGUCGAAACAUCUAAAGCCAGAGCCAUUUGAUCGCCAAUUACGCGAUGCGUUCAAGGUACUUGAUAAAGACUGUACUGGUUACGUUGUUGUUUCGGAUCUAAAGCAUAUUUUAACUAGUAUUGGUGAGAAGCUUGAGCCUUCGGAAUUUGAUGAGUGGAUCCGAGAAGUUGAUGCUGGAUCCGAUGGUAAGAUCCGGUAUGAGGAUUUCAUUGCUAGGAUGGUUGCCAAGUGAUUUUUGCAUGAGAUUUGCAUCUUUGGCUAUAUUACUCAAUAGCAAGAAACAGGACCUAACUUUGCCCUUGGUAGCUUUGCCCUUUCAUUUGUAUGUUUAAGUGUAUCUUUCAUUAGCCAUUUUGCUAAUUGUCGAUUUUAUUGUAUUUUCCCCUUGCACUGUCAUGGAACAACUCAUUGUUCAGAUGUUUGGAUUAUAUCCGAGUAUGUGGUAUACAAUCGCUUCUUGCAAUGUUAAACCAGUUAUGUAUAGUUCAGAUGCCAUGUAUCUUUAACUCA